Molecule: messenger RNA, 2404 nt
Organism: Pseudoliparis swirei
Lineage: Eukaryota; Metazoa; Chordata; Actinopteri; Perciformes; Liparidae
Product: spindlin-W-like
Exons: 5
Coding region: 357-1076 (239 amino acids)
Biological process (GO): gamete generation
Source: RefSeq, a predicted model, not a curated record
AACCACACCUUUGAAAUCGUCAGUUAACGUCAGUUAACGUCUUUUCUUCAGACGCCCGUUCGCCCGUUAAUCUUGAAGCUACAGUCAGGGUACAAACCCGGCGCAUACAUGGCGAUGAAAUUCCUUUUGUUCAGCUAGCUAAUGUGUAGAAAUGCAGGAGAACAUAUGCCGGAGCUGUUACUCAUAAGAAGUGAACCGUCACUGACGUGCUUCGUGACGCUGGCUGUCGGUGUCCGACUUUAGACUCACGGUGUUCUCACAUUCUCGACGACAUUUAUUCAGCUCGUCUCGGUGGAGUUACACAUGUCGGUGCCUUUCGCUCGGCCGUAAACAGGGCUGUGUGACUUUAUGGAAACAUGUCAAAGAAACGAGGCAGGAAGCGUAGCAGUGGAGUACUGGGUGAGAGCUCGGCGCCGACCCUGGGCCCAGACCCGGACAACCUGCUGGGCCGGAGGAUUCAGCACAGCUGGAGGGAGAAGGGUAACUUGACCAAGUGGAAAGGCACCGUUCUGGAGCGCCUAACGGUGAACAGCUCUCUCUACAUGGUCAAAUAUGAUGGCUUUGACUGCGUGUAUGGCAUUGAGCUCUUCAAAGACACCCGGGUGUCCAACCUGCUGGUGUUGACAGAGAAAGUCGUGAACAAUAAGAUCAAGGUGCCUCCCGGCGCGGAGGAGCUGGUGGGCCGGGCUGUGGAGCAUCUGUUUGAGAAGGAGGACGGUCAGAAGAACGAGUGGCGAGGCAUGGUGCUGUCCCGAGCCCCCGUCAUGACCCACUGGUACUACAUCACUUACGAGAAGGACCCGGUGCUGUACAUGUACCAGCUGUGGGACGACUAUAAGGACGGAGAUCUACGCGUCCUUCCCGAAUCAGAGAACAAACAUCUGCUGCCAGCAGACAGGAAGCCAGGUGAGGAGCCAGAGAGCCUUGUGGGUAAACAGGUGGAGUACGUCACAGAUAACGGUCUGAAGAGGACGGGCUUGGUCAUCUACCAGGUCCCAGCGAAGCCCACAGUGUACUAUAUCAAAUAUGACGAUGACGUUCACAUCCACGUCUACGACCUGGUGAAGACCACCUAGGACCGACUGGGAUCACCUCCGGCCGACGACUCCUCUGACCGGCCAGUCGCUCGUUGCCUGUGAAAGUGUUACACGUUUCGGCAUGUGCCGGAGAUCUUGUCUUUCAUUAUUUUUCGGCCUCCGGUGGUUUCUCUCAUUCUCACAUCACCAGACAUUUAUUUUGGGGAUUCUCCGUGUUGACGGCACAAUGAGUACGAUGUGUCGGCAGCCAGUUUGUAAACAACCCCCCGGCUCAACGAGGGUUUCGGCGCCGGUUCGUUCUCCUUCUGAAACGUUUUUGUCGGCUCGAUAUUGCAGGAGCUGUUCAACGCCGUGUCGGACAUCUUUGUAGCUUGUAGCUUCCUCUGGGUGCAAUCUGAUACCUGGUCGCUAUGUUUUUUUUCGAGGUUGAUGCCCAGAAAUCUUCCAAAACACAGCAGAAUGAAGAGAAAGAAGAACAUUCAGGCAAGGGGAAGCAGCGUGUGUGUGCAGAUACAGACGCCGCCACACACUGCUAAGGGGUCAUCGGUGACGAUUGGGAGGGGUUAUUUUUUAUUUGAGUCCAUACAUUAUGUUUAAGGAUUAUCCUACUCAUUGUGCCUUUAAGGUAACUUUAAUGUAUGACUUUUAAGUCCUCUUCAAUGUAAAUAAAGCAGGUCUGAGACCGGUUGUAUCGCCCAGCAGAUGAAAUGAAGCGAGGCUUUUGUUUCGGUUAUUUCAAACUUGUAUAUUGAAACUUUCAAACUCCCAAAUCAUACUUUUUGUAAGCUACAUAUCAAAAUCUAAAUAAUUCUUCAUUCUUGCCUUUACUUCUGUUUCACUCAUAUGUUUCACUUUUAUAUGUCUGUGCUAUUUAUUUCUCUUGGAAUAUCUGGCUGUGUUUCUGGUAACUUCGCCUGCUGUACUUUUAUCUGUCUCUGGGUCGGCCUCCGCUUGUUGCAUAGAGGUCAUAUUCAUUUGAUCCGUGCGCCAAUUUUACGGUUUUUAAGUGUUUGAUUGAUGGGACUUGACCGUCUCACAUUUUAGAAAUCAAACACAGAUUCUUAUAAAAAUAGUGAUUUAUCGUAUUUCUGUUUCAUAAUGCAAACUGCAAUUUUUUUACAUUAUGAUCAUUUAAGGAAAAUACCGAUGUUGAUGUUGAGUUGUUUCAACGGUGUUUGUGCUUCACACUAUGUACUUCAAAUUGACAAUUUUGGAACUAAUUCUGUUAUGUCAAAUGUACUGAUGUAAUGUGAAAUAUUCAAAGCCACAGAAUAUUGUUCUUUGUGACCCAUAAUAGGUUUUGUUCUGUUCUGUGUAUAUAACUGGAGACAUUUCUAUGAACUUGAAACAAAGCUGCUUGAAAAUUA